AUGGAGCCACAGUCUAGAACACAUAAACGUACGUUUUUUGACCUGAAAAUUGUGGGCAUCUGCAGAGAUGUUAAAACCAAUCCUAAGAAAGAAACAAUGCUAGGAGGAAAUCGAGCUGUGUUUUUUGUAUACGCUACCGAGGGGCUGGAGAACAUGUCGUUCGUGUCCAAUGCCGUGAGCCUUGUAACUUAUUUUUACGGGUAUAUGAACUUCAGCUUAACAAAAUCCGCCGCCACGCUCACAAACUUCAUGGGGACUGCUUUUUUACUAACACUCGUUGGGGGAUUCAUCUGUGACACCUAUUUGUCCAGAUUUAAGACUUGCGUGCUGUUUGGACUCAUUGAAUUUUUGGGAUAUGGGCUCCUGACAGUACAAGCACAUUUCCACCAACUAAGGCCCUUCCCAUGCAAAGAUGUUGCCAUAAACCUAAAAAACACAUGCGAGGCCGCAGAUACAAGCCAAUCUGUAUUCCUUUUUGCUGGCCUAUACAUGGUGGCCCUUGGAACCAGCGGGGUUAAGGCGGCGCUGCCGGCCUUGGGAGCCGACCAAUUCGAUGAAAAAAACCCUAAGGAGGCAGCUCAACUCUCAAGCUUCUUCAACUGGUUCUUGUUCAGCCUCACCAUCGGAGCUAUAAUCGGCGUGACCUUUGUCGUAUGGGUAACCUCCAACCAGGGCUGGGACUGGGGCUUUGGUAUAUGCGCUGUAUCGGUCUUAUUUGCAUUGCUUUUUUUGUGCAUGGGCAAGUCUUUAUACCGCAAUAAUGUGCCCAUGGGAAGCCCACUACUUCGCAUUAUGCAGGUAUUUGCGGCUGCCAUCCGAAACCGAAAACUUCCGAUUCCAGAAAAUGCAGAGGAAUUGCUUGAGGUUCAUGGCAAAGAAACAAGAAUGCAUGAUGAAAUUCUGUUGAGAACGGAACAAUUUAGAUUUUUGGACAGGGCAGCAAUCAUUAGGAGCAACAAUGAUGAAUCAACAGCAACCAAGCAAGGAUCCUGGAGCCUAUGCACAGUGACACAAGUUGAAGAGACAAAGAUUCUAAUUCGCAUGCUACCAAUUAUACUUAGCACCGUAUUCAUGAACACAUGCUUGGCUCAACUUCAAACAUUCUCUGUCCAACAAAGCACAACCUUGAACCCCUAUAUCCUGGGAUUUAAAGUGCCCAGCCCCUCACUCCCAGUAAUCCCCCUAUUGUUCAUGUUCACUCUUAUUCCAUUGUACGACCGGGUUUUUGUCCCAUUGGCCAGAAAAAUUACAGGAGUGCCCACCGGGAUUCGACACCUCCAGCGAAUUGGAAUCGGGCUGGUGCUCUCAGCUAUUUCCAUGGCAAUUGCCGGAGUCGUGGAGACCCGCCGCAAGUCUCUGGCUAUCCAACAUAACAUGGUUGAUAGUGCCGACCCUUUGCCAAUGAGUCUGUUUUGGCUGGGUUACCAAUAUGCUGUAUUUGGAGCCGCAGAUAUGUUUACCCUAGUUGGGCUGCUAGAGUUUUUCUAUGCAGAGAGCUCAGCUGGUAUGAAGUCACUCAGCACAGCCAUUUCAUGGUGUUCAGUGGCUUUUGGGUACUUUCUGAGCACAGUAGUGGUGGAGGUGGUGAACAAGGUGAGCGGUGGGUGGUUGGCCAACAAUAAUUUGAACAGAGAUAAGCUGAACUAUUUCUACUAUUUAUUGUCCGGGUUGAGCAUGGCGAACUUUGGGGCGUAUUUAAUAUGCGCAUCUUGGUAUAGAUACAAGAAAGUGGAAAUGAAGCAAAGUGAUGUUGGGGAAAAGAUUGAAAUGUCUAGGGUUUAG
Molecule: messenger RNA, 1782 nt
Organism: Corylus avellana
Lineage: Eukaryota; Viridiplantae; Streptophyta; Magnoliopsida; Fagales; Betulaceae
Product: protein NRT1/ PTR FAMILY 4.6-like
Biological process (GO): transmembrane transport
Cellular component (GO): membrane
Molecular function (GO): transmembrane transporter activity
Source: RefSeq, a predicted model, not a curated record